Messenger RNA from Hemibagrus wyckioides, 5153 nucleotides. It is a transcript of the gene top2a, whose product is annotated as DNA topoisomerase II alpha. Gene Ontology annotation, biological process: resolution of meiotic recombination intermediates; DNA topological change; sister chromatid segregation. The record is from RefSeq and is a predicted model, not a curated record. The transcript is spliced from 35 exons. Gene Ontology annotation, cellular component: nucleus. Lineage: Eukaryota; Metazoa; Chordata; Actinopteri; Siluriformes; Bagridae. Gene Ontology annotation, molecular function: DNA topoisomerase type II (double strand cut, ATP-hydrolyzing) activity; ATP binding; DNA binding. The coding region runs from base 224 to 4963 and encodes 1579 amino acids.
AAUUUGAAAAUAUCUUCAGCUCGCGCGCCGCUGCAGUUAGUUAGCUGGUGCUCGGUUUGCAGUAGGGACGUAUUAAUGCAGAGCGAAUAAGAUAGGAGACGGUUUGUUUUUAGGUGUAAUUCAGUAGCAGGACGUUUGCACGCUCUGAAGCGGCAACUUUGCGUUUAAUUUACCCAAAUAAUUCGACUUUGAAAGGCAAACACGAGCGCCUGAGGUGGUUAAAAUGGCCACGGCGGAAGGACCACUGAAGUCUUUGUUCGAGAACAAGGCCCUGAGCAAGCCAAAGAAGGAUGAGAAGCGUCUCUCCGUGGAGCGCAUCUACCAGAAGAAGACUCAGCUGGAGCACAUCCUGCUCCGGCCGGACACCUACAUCGGCUCUGUGGAGCCCGUCACACAGCAAAUGUGGGUGUUUGAUGAAGGGGUCGGGUUGAACUGCAGGGACAUCACGUUUGUCCCCGGCCUCUACAAGAUCUUCGACGAGAUCCUAGUCAAUGCUGCAGAUAACAAGCAGAGAGAUAGCAGCAUGAACUGCAUCAAGAUCACCAUUGACCCAGAGAACAACGCCAUCAGCAUCUGGAACAACGGGAAGGGCAUUCCUGUGGUGGAGCACAAAGUGGAGAAGGUGUAUGUGCCGGCACUCAUCUUCGGCCAGCUGCUCACCUCCAGCAACUACGAUGACGACCAAAAGAAGGUCACAGGUGGUCGUAAUGGAUAUGGUGCCAAGCUGUGCAACAUCUUCAGCACAAAGUUCACUGUGGAGACGGCAUGCAAGGAGUCCAAGCAGUGUUUCAAGCAGACGUGGUUCAACAACAUGGGUCGUGCAGACGAGGCCAAAAUCAAGCCCUUCAGUGGUGAAGACUUCACAUGCAUCUCCUUCCAGCCUGAUUUGUCCAAAUUCAAGAUGGUGUCUCUGGACCGUGACACGGUGGCGCUGCUGACAAGGCGCGCGUACGACAUUGCCGGCUCUAGCAAAGGUGUCAAGGUGUAUCUCAAUGGCACCAAGUUGCCUGUGAGUGGGUUCCGCAGCUAUGUGGACCUGUAUGUGAAGGACAGAACGGACGAGACGGGCUCUCCCCUUACUGUAGUGCACGAGAUAGUGAACCCGCGUUGGGAGGUCUGUCUCGCCAUGAGCGAGAAGGGCUUCCAGCAAGUCAGCUUCGUCAACAGCAUUGCCACCACCAAGGGUGGCAGACACACAGACUAUGUGGCUGACCAGAUCGUGUCCAAGAUGAUUGAGGUGGUGAAGAAAAAGAACAAAGGUGGUGUGGUGGUCAAGCCCUUCCAGGUGAAGAACCACAUGUGGCUAUUUGUGAACUGCCUGAUUGAGAACCCCAGCUUUGACUCGCAGACCAAAGAGAACAUGACAUUGCAGCAGAAGAGCUUUGGCUCCACCUGUACACUCAGUGAGAAGUUCAUCAAACAGGCAAACAGCUGUGGCAUUGUGGAGAGCGUGAUGAACUGGGUGAAGUUUAAGGCUCAGACUCAGCUCAAUAAGAAGUGCUCAGCUGUCAAACACUCCAAGAUCAAGGGCGUACCCAAGCUGGACGAUGCUAACGACGCUGGUGGUAAGAACUCUGCCGGCUGCACUCUCAUCCUCACCGAAGGAGACUCGGCCAAGACCCUGGCCGUGUCUGGACUCGGCGUGGUGGGCCGUGACCGCUAUGGUGUUUUCCCCUUGCGUGGAAAAAUGCUCAACGUGCGGGAGGCUUCUCACAAACAGAUCAUGGAGAAUGCCGAGAUCAAUAACAUCAUCAAGAUCCUGGGUCUGCAGUACAGGAAGAACUACAGUGACCCCGAAUCACUCAAGACGCUGCGCUAUGGCAAGCUCAUGAUAAUGACAGAUCAGGAUCAGGAUGGCUCCCACAUCAAAGGGCUGCUCAUCAACUUCAUCCACCACAACUGGCCCUCGCUGCUGCACCACAACUUCCUUGAGGAGUUCAUUACGCCCAUCAUCAAGGCAUCGAAUAAGAAGCAGUCGCUCUCCUUUUAUAGUAUCCCAGAGUUCACAGAGUGGAAAGAGAAGCAGAGCAACCUGAAAUCAUGGAAGAUCAAGUACUACAAAGGUUUGGGUACCAGCACAGCCCUGGAGGCUAAAGAGUAUUUUUCGGACAUGGCGAGACAUCGCAUCCCGUUUAAAUACUCUGGAUCUGCCGAUGACGAGGCGAUCACCCUUGCCUUUAGUAAGAAGAAAGUUGAAGAGAGAAAGGAGUGGCUCACAAGCUUUAUGAUCAACAGGAGACAGCGCCGGGAGCAUAACUUGCCCGAGGAGUAUCUGUACGGAAAAGAGACCAAAUCACUCACCUACCAUGACUUUGUCAACAAGGAGCUGGUGCUUUACUCCAACUCGGACAACGAACGAUCUAUCCCAUGUCUGGUGGACGGUCUGAAGCCGGGACAGAGGAAGGUAGUGUUCUGCUGCCUGAAACGAAACGAUAAGCGUGAGGUGAAAGUGGCCCAGCUCGCUGGUUCUGUAGCUGAGAUGUCUGCUUAUCACCAUGGAGAGGUUUCACUGAUGAUGACCAUCGUGGGCCUGGCACAGAACUUUGUGGGCAGCAACAAUCUCAACCUACUGCAGCCUCUGGGGCAGUUCGGUACACGCCUUCACGGUGGAAAAGACUCGGCCAGCCCCAGAUACAUCUUCACCAUGCUCAGUCCUUUGGCUCGGCUCCUUUUCCCUGCUGUGGAUGACAACCUGCUCAAGUACAACUACGAUGACAACAUGCGUGUUGAGCCAGAGUGGUAUGUUCCCAUCAUCCCACUCGUACUGGUUAACGGCUCUGAUGGCAUUGGCACAGGCUGGGCUAGUCGAAUCCCCAACUAUGACGUGCGUGAAAUUGUCAGCAACAUCCACCGUAUGCUCGAAGGCCAGGAGCCUCUGCCCAUGUUGCCUAGUUAUAAAGGCUUUAAAGGAACCAUUGAGGAGCUGACCACCAACCAGUAUAUGAACAGUGGUGAGGUGGCUAUUAUUGACUCCACCACCAUUGAGAUCUCUGAGUUGCCUGUGAAAACCUGGACUCAGACUUACAAGGAAAACGUGCUGGAGGUGAUGCUGAACGGCUCUGAAAAGGUGCCUGCUCUGAUCACGGAUUAUAAAGAGUACCACACGGACACCACUGUGCGCUUCGUGGUCAAAAUGACUGAGGAGAGGCUGCGGGAGGCUGAGGCUGCGGGGUUACACAAAGUCUUCAAGCUCCAGAACCCACUCACUUGCAACUCCAUGGUGCUGUUUGACCAUGUGGGCAGCCUGAAGAAGUAUGAGACUGUGCAGGACGUCAUGAAGGACUUCUUUGAGCUUCGUAAGAAAUACUAUGUGCUAAGGAAGGACUGGCUUCUCGGAAUGCUGGGAGCUGAAAGCGCCAAGCUCUCCAACCAGGCACGCUUCAUUUUGGAGAAGAUCGAGGGCAAGCUCGUCAUUGAGAACAAACCCAAGAAGGAGCUGAUUCGCAUGCUGCAGGAGAUGGGUUAUGACUCAGAUCCUGUUAAGGCCUGGAAAGAAUCUCAGGAGAAGGACAUGACAGAAGAGGGAGAUGAUGAAGAUGAGGAAAGAGAAAAAGAGGAAGAGACCUCGGGACCUGACUAUAAUUAUCUCCUGAGCAUGCCCAUGUGGUUCCUCACUAAAGAGAAGAAAGAUGAGCUGUGCAAGCAAAGAGAUGAUAAGAUGAACGAGCUGAGUAUAUUGAAGAGGAAGUCUCCUACAGAUCUGUGGAAGGAGGAUCUCGCUGCCUUUACUGAGGAGCUGGAACGUGUGGAGCAGGCUGAGCGAGCUGCCCAUAGCUCAGUCACACAGAUCAAAAUGAAAGGAGGCAGAUCCAAGGUGGUGAAGGUGAAAGACGAGACCAUGCCCACCCCCCAGGGCCGUCGGGUUAUUCCGCGCAUCACCAGUGCUAUGAAGGUCCAGGCUGUCAAAAAGGGCGGAGCCAAGAAGGGCAAACUCAAGUCCGAGAGUGAUGGCAGCGUGGUGAUGAAGAUGGAGUUUGGCGAUGAGGAUGAGGAAGCAGGAGACUCUCCAGAGAUUGGACUCGCUGCUCGUCUGACCAAAAAGGUCAAGAAGGAGCCCAAAGAUAAAGGUUCUAAGUCAGGGAAGCAGACCACACUGCAGUUUAAACCCGUCAAGAAGAAGAAACAGCUGUCGUCUGACGAGGAGGAGAGCGGAGAAGAAGAUUCCGGCACGCCUGGAAGUGCAGGCGACAUGGCUCCCAGAGAGCGGCAUGUCAGAAAAGCUAAUGCCAUGGUGAAGUACUGCCUAUCUGAGAGUGAGGAUGAAUCUGGAAACUGGGAGAGUUUGGGCAAAAAGAAAGCUCCAGUAAUUGUUUCCGAUGAUGACGAAGAUGACAUGUUUGUCCCAGAACCCAGUGCUCUAACUGAGAGUGAGCAGGACUCACCUGCCCCGCCUCCACCGAAAAAAACUGUGAAAAAAACCAAGGAGGACAAAUUGGACAAAGACACAUUGGCAGUGAAGAGCAUGCUCACCUCUGAAAGCACUGCUUCUAAACCUCCACCCAAGCCCAAAGAGAAAGUGGUGAAGAAAGCAGCUGAUGGUCCUGCAAAGAAACCUGUGGCGAAGAAGACCACCACUGCCCCCAAAAAGAAAGCGACAGAUGUCAAGCAGCCAUCCAUCCUCGACGCACUGUCCAAACCUUCCACCGCUAAAAAGAGCACAGCCAAGAAACAGGCCACGUCCAGUGAAUCCGACAACUCUGCCCCUGCACCAGCCAAAAAAGCAGCAGCGCGUAAAAGGAAAGUGGUCAUGAGCAGCGACGAUUCAGACAGCGACUCGGACGGAGGAAACCUCAUGGCCCGCCUCAAAAGUAAAGCUGCAGUCACAGGAAAGAAAAGUAAGGCAGACGACGACAGCUUUUCUUUGGAAUUGACUUCCCCCGCUGUGGCACCCAGAAAGAAAACGGCACGCAGCACAAAACCAGUCACCUACACACUGGACUCGGAUUCAGACGAUGACUUUUAAAGCCAGCGUUGUACAUAUGUUUUAAAACUUGCAUUCAGUUAUAGGUCCUUUUAGCUUUUAACGAUCACACUUCGAAGCUUGGAAAGAAAUAUUGAUGUGGAAGUGUUCGAGAAUCUAUUUGUCUGUGUUGUAAAUAUUUUCUAUUAUCUUUUUCUACUGAUUUUUUCAAAAAUAAACUUUGUCAAUUCAG